Messenger RNA from Meloidogyne enterolobii, 604 nucleotides. Lineage: Eukaryota; Metazoa; Nematoda; Chromadorea; Rhabditida; Meloidogynidae. The record is from the annotation of a GenBank genome assembly.
AUGUGGAUUAACAAUAACAACAACAACAACAAUAAUAAUAUUAAUGAAGAUGAAAAACUAAGAGGAGCAUCAACAACAACAACAACAUUAUUAUCUACAGAUAAGGAUAAUCAACAAAAUUAUAAUUUAAAUAAUCAAUUUUCUAACCAUCAACAACAACAAAAUAAUCAUUUAUGCCCAAUUUAUGAACAACAAAGAGGAGGAAUACCAACAAAUUUACAGCAAAAACAACAACAAAAUUUAAAUAAUUCUGGUAUUCAUAAACACCCACAAAUGGCUAAUAAUGUGCCUUCUGGAAGAUAUCAGGUAUUUAGGAUCCUUCUCAAAGGGAUAACCCCAAGGUACCGCGAGGCUAAGAGCUAUAACUUCGUUCAAAAUUAUAAAAUCCUGGACGUCCUGGUAUGUUUUGAUUCAGCUCGUCGAGGAGCAUCUAACCAUACAAGGGCGUCUCUGAUUCGAUAAUUUUGAACGAAAUUAUAGCCUUGGCCUGCUCCGUUUUCCAAUAAUAUUUAAAAGAAACUGAAAAAAAUAGUUUUUUUUCUAAAUUUUUAAUAAAAAUAACUGGGGAUGACGAUAAUAAUAAAAAAUAAAUAUUAAUCAUUUU